Messenger RNA from Dictyostelium discoideum AX4, 912 nucleotides. It is a transcript of the gene thyA, whose product is annotated as thymidylate synthase. NCBI's taxonomy places the organism in Eukaryota, Evosea, Eumycetozoa, Dictyosteliales, Dictyosteliaceae. The transcript has 2 exons. Bases 1 to 912 code for a protein of 303 amino acids. Gene Ontology annotation, molecular function: thymidylate synthase (FAD) activity; flavin adenine dinucleotide binding. Gene Ontology annotation, biological process: dTTP biosynthetic process; dTMP biosynthetic process. The record is from RefSeq and is a predicted model, not a curated record.
AUGGGUCUUGAUAUUCAAACAGAAAUCGAUAAAAUUGUAAUUGAAAAGGUUAAACCAGAAGUUGAAUACUAUGACGUUAUGGGUGGGUCACAUAGAUGGGAAGUCAAAGUGCACGACCAUGGUAAAGUUGCAUUAGUCGAUACUAUGCCAAGAUUAGCACCAGUUGGUCAAACCGCCGAUUUCUCAAUUUGUCAAGCAGCAAGAGUGUCAUAUGGUGCCGGUACUAAAAAAGUCACUGAAGAUAAAGGUUUAAUUCGUUAUCUUUAUAGACAUCAACAUACUUCACCAUUUGAAAUGGUAGAAUUUAAAUUUCAUUGUGUAAUGCCAGUAUUUAUCGCACGUCAAUGGAUUAGACAUAGAACAGCAAAUGUCAAUGAAUAUAGUGCACGUUAUUCAGUAUUACCAGAUAAAUUUUAUCAUCCAUCAAUUGAGGAAGUUAGAAAGCAAUCAACAUCAAAUAGACAAGGUGGUGAAGAAGCAUUGGAGCCAAAAACCGCCCAAGAGUUUUUAGACUAUUUAGAUAAAGUUGAAGAAAACUAUAAAACCUAUAAUGAACUCUUAGAGAAAGGUUUAUCACGUGAAUUGGGUCGUAUUGGGUUACCAGUUAGUAUCUACACUGAAUGGUAUUGGAAGAUCGAUUUACAUAAUCUUUUCCAUUUCUUAAGACUUCGUAUGGAUAGUCAUUCUCAAAAAGAGAUUAGAGAUUAUGCAAAUACAAUAUUUGCUCUCAUUCGUCCAAUUGUACCAGUUGCUUGUGAAGCAUUUAUAGAUUAUGCUUUUGAAAGUUUAAAACUUACACGUUUAGAAAUUGAAGCAAUUCGUACUGGUAGUCCACUCAAUACUACAAAUAAAAGAGAAAUAGAAGAAUUUGAAGAAAAGAAGAAAUUAUUAUUCCCAAAUACUCAAGCCUAA